Messenger RNA from Odobenus rosmarus divergens (Pacific walrus), 1217 nucleotides. RefSeq names its product nei endonuclease VIII-like 1 (E. coli) (gene NEIL1). Lineage: Eukaryota; Metazoa; Chordata; Mammalia; Carnivora; Odobenidae. Gene Ontology annotation, biological process: base-excision repair. Gene Ontology annotation, molecular function: zinc ion binding; damaged DNA binding; DNA-(apurinic or apyrimidinic site) endonuclease activity. Bases 48 to 1217 code for a protein of 389 amino acids. The transcript has 10 exons. The record is from RefSeq and is a predicted model, not a curated record. Gene Ontology annotation, cellular component: nucleus.
UGGCGGGGAGCCGCACGGGGAGCAGGGCCCAGCCACCCGCCCACAGAAUGCCUGAGGGACCCGAGCUGCAUCUGGCCAGCCGCUUCGUGAACGAGGCCUGCAGGGGCUUGGUGUUCGGCGGGUGUGUGGAGAAGUCACCCGUCAGCCGCAACCCUGAGGUGCCCUUUGAGAGCAGUGCGUACUGCAUCUCAUCCUUGGCCCGUGGCAAGGAGCUGCGCCUGACCCUGAGCCCCCUGCCUGGGGCCGAGCCCCCACGGGGGCCACUGGCUCUGGUCUUCCGAUUCGGCAUGUCUGGCUCCUUCCAGCUGGCGCCCCGGGAUGCGUUGCCGGCCCAUGCCCACCUGCGCUUCUACACAGCUCCCCCCGGUCCCCCACUCGCCCUCUGCUUCGUGGACAUCCGCCGCUUCGGCCACUGGGACCUCGGGGGCGAGUGGCAGCCCGGCCGCGGGCCUUGUGUCUUGCUGGAGUAUGAGCAGUUCAGGGAGAACGUGUUACGAAACCUAGCGGACAAGGUCUUUGACCAACCCAUCUGCGAGGCCCUCUUGGACCAGAGGUUCUUCAAUGGCAUUGGCAACUAUCUUCGGGCAGAGAUCCUGUACCGGCUGAGGAUAUCCCCCUUCGAGAAGGCCCGCAAGGUUCUGGAGGCGCUGCAGCAGCGCAGGCCGAGCCCGGAGCUGACUCUGAGCCAGAAGAUCAGGGCUAAGCUGCAGAACCCAGACCUGCUGGAACUGUGUCACUCCGUGCCCAAGGAAGUGGUCCAGCUGGGGGGCAAAGGUUACGGGCCAGAGAGCGGGGAGGAGGACUUUGCCGCCUUUCGAGCAUGGCUUCAGUGCUAUGGCAUGCCCGGCAUGAGCUCCCUGCGGGACCAUCGUGGUCGGACCAUCUGGUUCCAGGGGGAUCCGGGACCCCUGGCACCCAAAGGAGGCAAGUCCUGCAAGAAAUCCAAGGGAGCACAGCAGGGGCCUGAGCACAGAAUGGAGGACCCUCUCCUUCCAAGCACGGCCCCUCCCGGGACAUGCGGGGCUCGCAGAGGCCCUCCUGAGCAAAGUAGAGCAGAGCAGCCUGAGGGCACCAGCCUCCAGCAGGGCCCAGAGGCCCCCCGAGUCCCUGAGAAGGCAAAAAGGAGGAGGCGACCAGCAGCCGCAGGCCACCGCGGACCCCGAAGGAUCAAGGCGGACACCCCAUCCUUGGAGAAUGAGGGGACAGCAGCCUCCUAA